This is a messenger RNA of Colius striatus (speckled mousebird), 3854 nucleotides long. It is a transcript of the gene SLC25A37, whose product is annotated as solute carrier family 25 member 37. Gene Ontology annotation, cellular component: mitochondrial membrane. The transcript has 4 exons. Bases 83 to 1102 code for a protein of 339 amino acids. Lineage: Eukaryota; Metazoa; Chordata; Aves; Coliiformes; Coliidae. Gene Ontology annotation, molecular function: ferrous iron transmembrane transporter activity. The record is from RefSeq and is a predicted model, not a curated record. Gene Ontology annotation, biological process: iron import into the mitochondrion.
GCGGGGCCGGGGCGCCGACCCCUCCCCGCACAGCCCGCGCCCCUCGCAGCCUGCUGCGCCCCUCCUCGGCGCCGCCGGCCCCAUGGAGCUCAGCUGCGGUGUGGGGGGCGGCGCGGCGGCGGCUCCAGCGGGGCCCGGGCCGCCCCCCGCCGCUGUCGCCGCCGUUCCCCCCGCCAUGGAGGGCGAUGAGUACGAGAGUCUGCCCAGCGGCGCCUCGCUCGGGACGCACAUGAUGGCCGGGGCCGUGGCGGGCAUCAUGGAGCACAGCGUCAUGUACCCGGUGGACUCGGUCAAGACCAGGAUGCAGAGCUUGCAGCCGGACCCCAAAGCCCAGUACAGGAGCGUGUACGAAGCUCUGAAGAAGAUUGUCCUUACAGAGGGUUUCUGGAGGCCUUUACGUGGGAUUAAUGUCACCAUGCUGGGGGCUGGCCCUGCCCAUGCAAUGUACUUUGCCUGCUAUGAAAAGAUGAAGAAGUCCCUAAGUGAUGCUCUGCAGCAUGGAGGAAACAGCCACUUGGCCAAUGGUGUAGCUGGGAGUGUGGCCACUCUGCUCCAUGAUGCAGUGAUGAAUCCUGCUGAAGUGGUGAAGCAGAGGAUGCAGAUGUUCAACUCUCCCUACCCAUCGGUGCUGGCGUGCGUGAGGACAGUGCAGAGGACAGAGGGCUUUGGUGCCUUCUACCGCAGCUACACCACCCAGCUCACCAUGAACAUCCCCUUCCAGGCCAUUCACUUCAUCACCUAUGAGUUCAUGCAGGAGCAAAUCAACCCCCACAGGGCCUAUAACCCCAGGUCCCACAUCAUCUCUGGUGCCGUGGCGGGAGCCGUGGCCGCCGCUGCCACCACGCCGCUGGACGUCUGCAAGACCCUGCUCAACACCCAGGAGAACGUGGCCUUGAGUUCUGUCAACAUCAGUGGCCAUCUGUCUGGCAUGCUGAAUGCCUUCAAGACUGUGUAUCAGCUGGGGGGUGUCUGGGGGUAUUUCAGAGGGGUGCAGGCACGGGUCAUCUACCAGAUGCCUUCCACAGCCAUCGCCUGGUCGGUCUAUGAGUUCUUCAAGUACUUGCUCACAAAGCACAAGCUGGAGAAAAGAACAUCUUUGUGAAAAGACAUCCUGAGAGUGAGUGCAAGCCUCAGUGUCCCCUCUGUGUGUGUGUGUGUUUGUGUGUGUGUGUGUGUGCCAGCUCUUCAUCUCUACAAAGGAAGAUGCCACAUCUCUGCUGCUGUGGCCACUUCCCCCUCCUCUCCAGGGAAGGAUGGCUCAGUGUGGUCCUCAGCCACCUCUUUGCUUAAGCAAUGACAUAGUUUAUAAAAGACUUCUAAUAUAUAUAUAUAUCUAUAUAUUUAAUAACUUUAUUAAGGAGAAGUGAGAUUGCUGACUGAUAUUUUCCUUGGAUUAAGUUUGAAGCUGUAGUUGACUCCUCACCACAAGCCUUAGGUUAUCCAGCCUAGGAUGGGCUCUCUUUUGUCUCUUACAGCAAAGAAGCAAAAGAUCCUGUCACAGAGCUUUAACUUUUUAUAUAAAUAUGAGAUAGAUGGAUAAUGUUUAUCCUUUAUUUUUCUAUGUAGACAUUUGGGGGGGGUGUUUUGUUUUAUGUACAGCUAGGUGCUGUUUCAAAAGGGCUCAAUUCUUCCACCCUCUGUAGGGAAGACACAGAAGCAUUUAUUUUUCUAGCCAGAUUGGCUUUGUUUGUACAGCAUUUGGCCCCCAAACAGUGGCUUGGGUCCUUGUCUGGGUGGCAAGGUACUUGGUUUAGCCCCUUGGAGACUUGCUGGGAUGGGGAAAGGGAGAAGGAAUGGGGGGGAAACUGGGACACCAAGGAGAAGCACUGUAAAACCCCUGCUCACUUGGCUGGGGAGAGGGGGAAAAUGAUCAGUUUUGUACAAGGAGACUCUAAGGAAAAACAACAAAAAGAGUGAGUUUUAUAGUUCUCUUGUUUUGUAAACACUUGUAUAAAGGUACAUUGUUAUGGUGUGUCAUAGCUGAGCAGCCUUCAUCCUCCCUUUGUUUACUCAUCUGUGUUUAUCACCGAGGCCCCUGCUUAGAGGAGUGACCCUGCACACCUCAGGAGCUGCUGGGGUUGAGGUGAGGUGUGUGGGAGCUGCUUUGCUCCCUGGGGAUCACCUGAAGCUUCUGUUUACAGUUUGGCUACAGAGAUGCAAGGAUGGCAUCCUGCCAGCACCAAACCACCAGCAGGCAGAGGGGGGAAAAAAGACCUUGGGGAAAGUCCUUCCUGCAGAACCAAAGCCACUUCCCAGCCCAGCUGCUGUUCAUCUCUGCUGGGAAGGAAACCCAAGUGACCUAGAGAGGUUCCUGGUGCUGUGCUCUUGGUUUUGCUGCUGGGGGAUGCUGUGCAUCGUGGUGGCCAGUGAAGCUGUGCCUGCUCAGGGAGGGUGGGAGCCCUAUUUCUGCUCAAGAAUGGCUCUUCCAAACCAAAAUGCAUCCUUUAGUUGGGUCAGCAGCAGCUGCUGAGGGAUUUUAGGGGCCUGGAUGUGUAAAAAGAAGUUACAGGGCACCAGCUGGCAAAUCUUCAUCCUCCCUGGAACUUGCUGUGCCCAGCAGCAGCUGAUGUCUUGAACUGACACUGUCUCCUUUCUGCAGCUAUGAAGAAGUUGCCUCAGGUUGCUGUUGCCUCCAGGAGGGGGCUGUGGGGGGGUGUCUGUGUGGGAGCUGCAAUGUGAGGAGCAGCUUUUGGGCUGCCACACAUCACUGGAGGUGACAUGUAGGGUGACACUGAGCAAAGUCAAUCCUUUUGCCCCCAUUGUUUGGAGAAGGUAAAUCAAGGAGCACCAGGGUGAGUGUUACAUGUGCCUUGUGUAAAUUAACCUCUCACCACUGAUGAUGCUGAAAUGAGUGUCCUGAGGCCUUUUUAUCCCCCCCUCCACACUUGAACUGACCAAAUCUCACUGUGUCAAAUGCACCCUGGGUCUUAAAAGUGUCAAAACUGGAAGCUGGAGGACACUGGUCUUGGUGAUGCAGCUGGAGCAAGUCCUCACUCAUCUCCCUGUGCCCACAGAGCUCCUCCAAGCUGGAGGGAGUUCUCUGCUGCCUCUAAACCUGAGAUGCCUUUUUCUAUUGACCUGAGAAACUGGAGGCUCCCUAACAGGAGCCAGAACUGCACAGGGUAUUUCCACUGGGGCUGGGCAUGAACACUUAGGUGAAAAUGUUGGGUCACUUUAACAUUAAAGAGGCCAAAGUGUAGCAUAAGCUGGAAGGCAACAGCUUUCAGUGUGACUGCAGUGAGUCAGGCUCAGUGUGUGGUUCCCAGUGCAUCAUCCUCUGGCUGUUUUAGCUUUAAUAGUUGUGACUUGACUUGGGCUCUUCUGGGAGAAGUCCAGCUCCCAUUUGGAGUAACCUGUGAGUAGCUGGGAUAGAGCUGGAGGGGGGUGGUGGUGGGGCAUCAUCCUUGGAGGGGGAAGUAGCAUCCCACUGGGGCUGGGAUGCCAGAGCAGGUCUGGGAACCAUGUCUGAGUGUGGAGCACAAAUAAUGACCAGCCAGGUUCUCUCAGGAGCUUGCAGUGCCUCGAGCUGAGAGCUGCCAGGCAGCACUUGUGUGCCUCCAGAGCUCUUCACACCUUACUCUGAGUUACUUGAUCCCAUGCUGGGGUAUUGGCCUGAGAAUCAGAGACCUCUCUCAGGUGUUUAAAGCAUUCCCUGCUGUGUGUCAUGCUGCAUGCCCAGCUGCAAACCCUUUCCCUGAAGCCCCUUUCAUUGUUCUUGCUCUGUUGGGCACUGCCUCAGUGUCAUGUUUCUUUCCAUGUGUGUUUGAGCAAUGCAAGAGUUCAUUGGUGAAAUGCUGCUACAGUUGUACCACUGGAGCUCAAGGAAAUAAAAGAUCCUCAUCUUUGUUUUGGUC